AUGUUAGCGGCUCUAAUGGACAUGAGCCAGACGCUGGCGGCGAGCCUUGCCUAUGCGCCGCUGGACCAGCUCGGCAAUACGAGUCAGCUGGAUGGAUCGUUGGCAACAGCGGCGGCAACAACAACAACAACGGUAACAACAUCGACGAGCACGCAUAAUGCCAGCGGCGAGGAGUAUCCGCAGUAUGUGAAGGUUUUGGAUCGCCCGGAGACCUAUAUUGUCACCGUGCUCUAUACGCUCAUCUUUAUUGUGGGCGUGCUGGGCAAUGGCACUUUGGUCAUCAUAUUCUUUCGGCAUCGCUCCAUGCGCAACAUACCCAACACUUAUAUACUCUCACUGGCGCUGGCCGAUCUGCUGGUCAUUUUGGUCUGUGUCCCGGUGGCCACAAUAGUCUAUACCCAGGAGAGUUGGCCCUUUGAGCGUAACAUGUGCCGCAUAACCGAAUUCUUCAAGGACAUUUCGAUUGGCGUCUCCGUCUUCACGUUGACAGCUCUCUCCGGGGAACGCUAUUGCGCCAUUGUCAAUCCGCUGCGCAAACUGCAGACAAAGCCGCUGACUGUCUUUACGGCCGUGAUUAUCUGGGUGUUUGCCAUAAUGCUGGGCAUGCCAUCGUUUGUUGUCUCCGACAUCCAGGGCUACACCCUGCCCACGCCCAAUGGCAACAUAACCAUUGAAGUGUGCUCGCCAUUUCGCACCAAGAUUUAUGCAAAAUAUAUGGUGGUUGCCAAGGCGUCGAUAUACUAUUUGGUGCCGCUGUCCAUCAUUGGCGUGCUGUACAUCAUGAUGGCCAAGCGGCUGCACAUCAGCGCCCGGGACAUGCCCGGCGAGCAGCUGAGCAUCCAGAGCCGCAGCCAGGCGCGCGCCCGACGCCAUGUGGCACGCAUGGUGGUGGCCUUUGUGGUCGUAUUCUUUAUUUGCUUCUUUCCAUAUCAUGUGUUCGAGCUGUGGUACCAUUUCUAUCCCACCGCCGAGGAGGACUUCGAUGAUUUCUGGCAUGUGGUGCGCAUAGUGGGAUUUUGUACAAGCUUCCUCAAUUCGUGCGUUAAUCCUGUGGCGCUUUAUUGUGUGUCCGGUGUGUUUCGACAGCAUUUCAACCGUUAUCUGUGCUGCAUUUGCGUCAAGCGGCAGCCGCACCUCCGGCAACACUCGACCGCAACGGGCGUCAUGGACACCAGCGUCACCUCGAUGCGUCGUUCCACCUAUGUGGGGGGCGGUGGGGGCGGAGCCGUUGGCGGCAGCCUGGCCGCCCAUCGUGCCUCGCUGCACAUGAACAAUAACCAUGGCGUGGGGGUUGGCGGCGGCGGAGGCGGAGGCGGUGGCGGUCGUGGCGGCAGUUUUCAUCGCCAGGACUCGAUGCCAUUGCAGCACGCGGGCAGCGGCAAUGGGCAUGCCCACAAUGUGGGCGGCCCUGGUGCUGGCAUCGGACGCGCCUCCAUCAUCAAUGAGAAAAGUGCUAGUUCUAGUCUGGAGUAA
Drosophila novamexicana is the source of this 1473-nucleotide messenger RNA. RefSeq names its product neuropeptide CCHamide-2 receptor (gene CCHa2-R). Gene Ontology annotation, cellular component: membrane. The transcript has 8 exons. Gene Ontology annotation, molecular function: G protein-coupled peptide receptor activity. The record is from RefSeq and is a predicted model, not a curated record. Gene Ontology annotation, biological process: G protein-coupled receptor signaling pathway. The coding region runs from base 1 to 1473 and encodes 490 amino acids. Lineage: Eukaryota; Metazoa; Arthropoda; Insecta; Diptera; Drosophilidae.